AGUUCAUAUAAGAACGAGAGGAAAUCGAACUAUAGCACUGGUUUUGCAGCACACGCCUGAACGCCGCGGGUGAACGUUACCGGAGGCAAAGGCAUCGAAGUCUUGGUACUUCUACUACAAAGUAGACGUUCAAGAUGAAAUCUCGCACAUACAUCGCAGUACUCUUCUGUGUCGCAUUGGAGUGCGUAUGUGCCGUCAACGAGAUCUCAUGGCCCAACGAAAACUGCGAGCUCGAACCAGACCCAGGAAUCUGCAGGGGAAUGCUCAAGAAGUGGUUUUACAACUCCACAUCUUUUCGGUGUGAAACGUUUUACUACGGAGGUUGCCUUGGAAAUGAGAACAAGUUUGACACCAUAAUUGAGUGCAACAAGAAGUGCAGAGAUCCCGUUCUCGGAGUGUGUGCUUUGCCCGAACCUAAACAAAUUUGCCGCGCAGCAUUUAGGGCCUACAGGUUCAAUCCCCUGAAGCAAAGAUGCGAAUCCUAUACCUACUGCGAGAAGAAUGCAAAUCACUUCGCAAGAGCAGAAGAGUGCGAACAACAAUGUGGAAAAUUUGCACAGGAGCCAUGCUUUCUGCCGAAACACCCGGGUCGUAACUGCACCACACGGCCUCAAAUGCAAAAUUACUGGUUCAACAGUAAAACAAGAGCAUGUGAACUUUUUGACUACGAAGGAUGUGGAGGAAACGGAAAUAACUUCAUCGAAGAAUCAGAGUGCUGGAGAACAUGUGGCAAAUAUGCAGCGAGCAACUGUGUCUAUCCCAUAAAAUCUGGAUACACCUGCCCGAACGGGUCGAAGGAGGUUGUUUUCGGAUACAACACCCAAACCAAGAGAUGCGAGAGAUUCGUUUACUCCGGCUGCGGCGGCUACCCAAACAAGUUUCAGAGCGCCAGCGAGUGUUGGAAGACUUGUGGAUUGAAAUCUGGCAGCAAAUGCAUGGAACCAGGACCUAAAAACCACCUCGGACUGCUGAAGAAAUAUUACUAUGAUAUACAAAGCGACACCUGUAAGACUUCCAGGUACUCCCCAUUCUCAAGCAAAAAGAACCGGUUUGACACGUUGGUAGAAUGCGAGGAGAAUUGCAAAGGUAACUACACGUACUUGCGCCAAACUAUAUGAGAUCUGUUACUCAAGUACAUAAUGACGACAUAACUUGAUGUGGACGCAAGACUCUACACUUCCAUGAUUUAUGGCAACGCACAACAGGCGAUGUUUUCGAAGAGAUUCUUGCUCAUAACAAGGACAUCGAAAUUCGCCUCUUCCACUACUCUGAGCGGGGUUCCAACUGCUUCCAGCGGCGAAUCGCCAUUUAAUAAAGGAUUUAGUUUUCUUUCAAA
Molecule: messenger RNA, 1336 nt
Organism: Dermacentor andersoni
Lineage: Eukaryota; Metazoa; Arthropoda; Arachnida; Ixodida; Ixodidae
Product: tissue factor pathway inhibitor 2-like
Molecular function (GO): serine-type endopeptidase inhibitor activity
Source: RefSeq, a predicted model, not a curated record